Mercenaria mercenaria is the source of this 2751-nucleotide messenger RNA. RefSeq names its product GDP-mannose 4,6 dehydratase-like. NCBI's taxonomy places the organism in Eukaryota, Metazoa, Mollusca, Bivalvia, Venerida, Veneridae. Gene Ontology annotation, biological process: GDP-mannose metabolic process. The record is from RefSeq and is a predicted model, not a curated record. The transcript has 12 exons. Gene Ontology annotation, molecular function: GDP-mannose 4,6-dehydratase activity. The coding region runs from base 277 to 1359 and encodes 360 amino acids.
ACAGUAAUGACCAACAAACUUGUAUUAGGGGUGUAAUUACCGUUUUUGACAGAAUAUGAAAAUUUGUCCUCAGAUAAAGAAAGGAAUACACGGAAUGAUAUAGGAUCCCUAACAAUAGGACUAUCAGUUGAUUAUAUAUACGUGUACAAGCGUUCUCAUUUUCAUCAGUGCUACCAUAUACAAGUACAGCUGAUAACGUUAUAAAGUUCCGGGACUAAACUGCAUGUCAGAUUGAUUGAUUCAGAUUGAUUUAAAAAGAAACUUAAGUGAGAAAAAAUGUCUUGUGGACAAAAGGAAAUGGAUGAUAGAAAAAUUGCUUUGAUUACGGGUCUAACAGGACAGGAUGGAUCAUAUUUGGCAGAGUUACUGAUCAAGAAAGGUUACGAGGUACAUGGUAUUAUAAGGAGGUCAAGUUCAUUUAAUACAGGAAGAAUAGAACAUUUAUAUACCAAUAAGGCAGCACAUAGUGGUGGAUCUAUGCAUUUACAUUAUGGUGACCUAACAGACAGCACUUGUUUGGUGAAGAUUAUAAGUCAAGUACGACCUUCAGAGAUAUAUAAUCUAGGAGCACAAAGUCAUGUCAAGGUAUCCUUUGAGUUAGCAGAGUACACAGCAAACGUAGAUGCUCUAGGUACGUUACGACUACUUGAUGCAAUCAGGACUUGUGGUAUGUCAGACCAGGUGAAGUUCUACCAGGCAUCAACAAGUGAAAUGUUUGGAAAAGUUCAAGAAAUCCCGCAGAAAGAAACCACACAAUUUUAUCCAAGAUCUCCAUACGGUGUGGCAAAGGUAUACGCUUACUGGAUAGUUAUCAAUUACAGAGAGGCAUACAAUAUGUUUGCAUGUAAUGGUAUACUCUUCAAUCAUGAGAGUCCCAGAAGAGGAGAGACGUUUGUGACAAGAAAGAUAACCAGGGCUGUAGCAAAGAUAACUCUAGGUCAACAAAAGCUACUAGAGUUAGGGAACCUGGACUCUAUGAGAGAUUGGGGCCAUGCUAAAGAUUAUGUAGAGGCCAUGUGGUUAAUGUUACAACAAGAGAAACCUGAAGAUUUUGUUAUAUCAAUGAAUGAAAGUCAUAGUGUGAGAGAAUUCGUUGUUAAAGCUUUUAAAAAAGUGGGUAAAGAUAUAAUAUGGGAAGGUGAGGGUAAGGAUGAAGUAGGAAAGGAUAAAGCUACAGGAGAUGUCCUAGUCAGAAUAAAUCCUAAAUUUUACAGACCUACUGAAGUGGAUUAUCUGCAAGGAGAUUGCAGCAAAGCUCAGAAAAUGUUAGGAUGGAAACACGAAUAUGACUUUGAUAGACUAGUUGGAGAAAUGGUAGAAUCUGAUCUGGACCUCAUGAAAGCAAAUCCAACUGCUUAAAUAUAACACAUCGACAUGUGAUUUCAUUCCAAUAUCAGUGCAACAGAGUUGUUAUAUUGACUGGGGAAUAUACAAAUGGGUUUUAUAGUCAUUAUGUUUUUUUUUUCUAUGUUUUAGCUUCUGAAUCCGUGAUUCGGAUUUUUGUAUUUCAUGUAUGUUUAGGGAAAACAGUGUUACUUUUUUAACUUUUUAUUUGACAUUGUGUUUAUUGUUGGUUUAUUAAUAGUUUAAGUGCCAAGCAUCUCAAGUCCUGGGUGAUAUUAACUAAACCUGGCAAUUUGACCCAUUUUGGAUCUUGAAAGAGACAUGCGUUCAGAUGUACUUCAUCACUGUGUACUUUAUUUAAAUUUGAAUAUUUUUUAAAGUAAGUGUCCCAAAAAAAAAUCAUGAAUAAAUCUUCACCAGCAAAAUUUAUUACUUAUCUUUACGUCAAAAUUUUCUGCAUGAAGAAUACAGCAGUUUAUCUACUUAGUUGGCCUGGGAUUCAGGGGUUGAUAAUUUUUGCUUUUUCAUAACAUACGUGGUAUUUCAUAUGUAUGAGCAAGUCGAUGUUACUGGCCGUUUAGUUUCUGAUAGUUUCUGAUUUGUCGAACAGAAGCACAUGAAGAAUCCACAGACUGAAACCCAGGCUACUACUUCGUAUACAGAUUAUUUUAAUUCAAAUUCAUGUUAAACCUAUGUAUUAAGUAUAUUGUUGUAACAUUGUUAACAAGAAUUUGGUGAAACAGAAAGUAAUUUAAAAGUAUUUAAAAAAAAUAAAUCUGGAGAAGAGUCCGUUUGAUAUUGAUAUUGAUAUCAUUGGCUUAUUAACUUUCCAACUUGUCUUGUUGAUGAUUUAUAUGUUUGUGUGUUACCAUGUGAAAAGGGACAAUCUACCAAAGCAAAAUCUUGUCAAAAUUUGAAAUUAACCAGUGUAAUAAUAUAUAUAUUUCAUAAAGUUUUGGAACAUUGUGUUUUGUAAAUGUAAAUCAAUGAUAUAUAUUUAGAUAGAUUUUUUAUCUUCAGCUUAAAUUUGGCCUCUGUGGCCACAUGGUUCAGGUUCCUGGCUUCAAAUUAUUUGCCCUUUAUUGAUGUGGGUUGGAAACCACACUUGGGGUGUAGAUUUUUGCAUUUGAGGAAGCCUUUCAGCUGGCUUACAGAAAGUCAGUAGUUCUACCCAGGUUCCCAUGUAUACCUGAAACCAUGCCUAGAGGGGUGCAUCUGGGGUCUUCCUCCACCACCAAAAGCUGAAAAGUCGUCAUAAGACCUAAUUAUUGUAUUAUUAUGACAUUAAAUGCAAUAAACAAAAAAGUCAGGAAAAAAGAUAAUCAGAGGGAAAAAGUGUUUCUGAAGUGAUUGUGAUACAGUCCUUUUUCAGCAAUGUCCUUUUUUUUUUCUUUUUUUUUUUUUUUU